AGAUCCGUUUGUGGGUCGGGGAAAGGGAAGAGAGGAAGAAGAGGCGUCGCUGUCUGGGUUAUAACCCGUGUUUGGCUGCUUACAGAGCCGUGCUAAUCUCCCUCCCCUGACCGGCUGUCUCACCCUUAACGUCACGAUACUGAAACCAAAGGAAUGCGACACGUUCAGUGUUUCCGAGCCCACGGCCACUCCACACGGCGCUGCUCCUCACACGGUUAAAUGUCACGGCUUCCGUGUCCGUUUGGAGUGUUUUAAUGAAGACUGUGGACUCGGUUUGACUUGGAUUUCUCCGCGGAAUCAACUUUGUUGCUCCAGGGUGUCUGCUGGGUUUUCCCUCGACGUGUUCUCAGGUGGAUUCGGUUCUGCUUCGGGUUUAAAGUCUGAUGCUUGCUUGCAGCAGCCUCGGCCAUCGCCACCAUGUUUGCCAAAAAGAAGAAGUCUCGAAUCCAGAUAUCUUCCCCCUCCAACUUCGAGCAUCGUGUCCACACGGACUUUGACGAGCAGGAGCAGAAGUUUGUCGGGUUGCCUCGCCAAUGGCAGUCCCUCAUCGAAGACACGGCCAAGAGGCCCAAACCUUUUAUCGACGCGACGGUCAUCACAACUGUAGAGCCACGAAAGACAAUCGUAAGAGGCAGCAAGCUGGGAGCAGACGGCUCUUUAACGUGGCUGCUGGAUGAGUUCGACACCAUGUCUGUGACCCGCUCAAACUCCCUGCGACGAGGCAGCCCUCCCAUUCAGCCUCGCAGAGACUCCGGCUCUUCAGGUGGAGUAGGGGGAGAACAGGAGAACGGAGACCCUCAGCACAGGCACUACUCACACCCAGACAGACAAGACAGGGACAGACACAGGCAGGACCACCAGGGUGGAGUAGACCGUCAGCGUGGAGUCCAUCCUCAUCUGAGAGAUGAGGGUAUACAGGGUCGGCCCCAACAGCAGCCUCGGGGCCAGGAGCCCAGCAAGGCCUACAGGGACCGAGCCGGCUCGGGACAGCACCCUUCUACUCACAGAGACAGAGAUCCUCGGGACCGGGACCAGGAGCAGGUGGUUCGCAGGGACCAACCAAGCGACCACAGGCCCAAGUCCAGCUAUGUGGCACGCGACGGCAGUCCCACGUCUCCAAGGGACAAGAGGCCUCUCUCCGGACCAAACAUUCGAACCCCAAACUUGCCAAUAACUGAAGGUGUGAUGAAGACCUCCCAACAGACCACAGGGCCGUUUAAUACGUACCCGAGGGCAGACAGUGAAGGUGGACGCAGUCCCACGGGACAGGUGGGCCGGCACCAUGAAUCCUCGCCCCAGAAUGGACCCUCCAGCAGCUCCGCCCGAGGCUCUUCCACCUCCAAACCCCCGGUUAGCCACCCGCAUUCCCAUCAUGCCUCCCACCCCAGCCUGACCCAUGACUCCUCUCAGCACCCGCACAGCCCUCACCCCAACGUCCCUGCCCCACGUCCCCCUGUGCCCACCGGGCCACCGGGAUCAGCCGCUAUGCCUCAGGGCCGCUCACCCCAGAGGGAACCGCAGAGGGUUUCCCACGAGCAGUUUAGAGCGGCGCUACAGAUGGUGGUUGAUCCUGGCGAUCCGCGUACCUACCUGGAUCACUACAUUAAGAUCGGUGAGGGGUCCACGGGAAUCGUCUGCAUCGCCACGGUGAAGACCACAGGAAAACUGGUCGCUGUGAAGAAGAUGGACCUGAGGAAGCAACAGCGCAGAGAACUUCUCUUCAAUGAGGUGGUGAUCAUGCGUGACUAUCACCAUGAGAACGUGGUGGAGAUGUACAACAGUUACCUGGUAGGAGAUGAACUCUGGGUGGUCAUGGAGUUUCUGGAGGGAGGAGCUCUCACUGACAUCGUGACGCACACAAGGAUGAACGAGGAGCAGAUCGCCACCGUGUGUCUGUCCGUUCUAAAGGCGCUGUCCGUCCUGCACACUCAGGGUGUGAUCCACAGAGACAUCAAGAGCGACUCCAUCCUCCUGACUCACGAUGGCCGGGUGAAGCUGUCAGACUUUGGUUUCUGCGCUCAGGUUUCUAAGGAAGUCCAGAGAAGGAAGUCUCUGGUCGGAACGCCAUACUGGAUGGCACCAGAGCUUAUAUCCAGGCGGCCUUAUGGACCAGAGGUGGACAUCUGGUCUCUGGGCAUCAUGGUGAUAGAGAUGGUGGACGGAGAGCCACCAUACUUCAAUGAGCCGCCGCUCAAAGCCAUGAAGAUGAUUCGGGACAAUCUGCCCCCCAAACUGAAGAACUUACACAAGGUCUCCCCUCUCCUCAAAGGCUUCCUGGAGCGGAUGUUGGUGUGGGAACCGGCUCAGAGGGCCACGGCCAACGAGCUCCUGAAGCACCCCUUCCUGUCGAAGGCCGGCCCUCCGUCCUGCAUCGUCCCCCUGAUGCGGCAGAACAGGUUGAGAUGAAACGGGACACUAAAGACCUCCGGGCUGUGAAGGCGACUCAGGUGGAACAGAAUACUCCUGCACACACAGCCGAGGCCUGUUGUUCACGUCGAACAUUCGGGAAAGGAAAAGAAGCUGUGCGGGAGUAUUCUCUUUAUCUGGUGUGAGUCACUGAACUGUGGGGAACUCGUUCCCUGAAUAAGAGGCAAUAAUGAUGGUGUGUGUGAGUGUGGGUGAAUGUGUGCGGCGUAUGUUUCUGACGCUGCUAGCCGCAGCGUGUCACGACUCGAGGUUGAGUUGUGAAGGAGCAGCAGAGGAGCCGCAGCUCCUGAUGUUUCUUUUUGUCAUGGAGGAGCUGGACGCAGUACAGGCUCGUUUUAUAUCGUCUGCUUGGUCUACAGCCGGUUUCUGUGAAGGUGGGGUGUGCCCACCAGUAGAUGCUUUGAAGGAGUCUGUGACGGUUGGAGUAACUUUCUAAUCUCUCUUACGGACAAUCUGCAAACGUUUUAACUACAGAGACUGAUCCUGACCUUUGAACCCCUCACGCAGCCUGAAUUUACUACUGACAGCGGCGACCUUUGGACUCGGACUGUAUUUUGUAGCUAUAAAUGUCCUAGCUUCCUGUAAACAAGCAGAAACACACUAAGUGAACAUGUAAACACUGGAGUCAUGGUAGCAGAGGACGUUUUCCACUUAUUUCCUGGUAUUCCUGUGUAAGGACAGGGACCGUAGAGAGCGGUUUAUCCUUUUUAUAAUUUUCUGUCUUUGUUUUGUGUUUGUUGGAUUUUGUUUUUUAUAGAGUGAAACUUAUCAAGCACUGGUGAAGAGAGAUGCAUAGAAGCUGCACUCCCACUUCAUGUUUGCUUCACCAAACCUUUUAAAUGUAGUUUGUUUUGUUUUGUUUUAGAUUAGACACGUCAGAGCAUUAACCAAUCAGCACACAGUCCCAUAACACUAAGUCAAAACUAACCAAUUCACGGUUUAUUUUUUAAUACCCUAAACUGUAGCAUUUUAGAAGGAUAGACUUUUCCUUGUUUGAUUUGUAAUUUAAUUUUUUACUGGAGAAAAUGGACUAAAAACACUCUCUUCUUAAAAUUUUCUCUUCUGUGAUGUUUUUUUUAUUUCUCCUUUAACAAACUAAUUUUACAGUAAACGACCGAUAAAAUGGACCUUUUUUGUUCCUGAACUACACUGUUUGUCUGCUUAAUGCCACACUGUUCUUCUCCUGAUUCCUGCUUUCCUAAUGAGCCCUGAAAGCAGCACAUGGUGGGUUUUAGGCCUCUAGAGUAAAUCUGCUGAUUUCCAGUUUACAAGCUGGUGGUAGCUCGUGUUGGGCAGUUUCUACCAUCUGAAUAUGGCUUCUUGGUUAGAACCUGUUCUUAACUGGUUCUGUAGAAACAGCACCAGCUCACUGCCACAUAAUAACGUCUCUUCCAGUAAAUGUUUGACCCUCCCCUUGUUGUAUCCUGGGUUUCCUUCGAGCAUCACUGUUUGUCCCAUUAUCACUGCAAACAACUGUCUGACUUAUUUUAUAACAGCUGGUGUUUUUUUUUGAACAGUCCUUACGAAUCAGACCAGCAUUUCUGACCAGUUACCAGCUUUUAUAAACAGCCGAAUUAAUGUUAGCUCCACUCACAGUUUGCCCUUUCACCCGCUCAUGCUCCCAGUUUGUAACCAGCAGUUGAUAUUCAUCCCAGCUAAUUAAUCUCAUACGCAUUAUCAGACCAUCGGGUCGUGGGGGGAACAGGUUCUGGAGAGAGACCCAGACAGCCCUCUCCCCAGCGACAUCCUCCAGCUCAUACUGGGGGAUCUCAAGGCGUUCCCAGGCCAGAUAUAGUCCCUCCAUCGUGUUCUGGGUCUUCCCCGGGGUCUCCUCCCAGUGGGACGUGCCAGUGAGGCGUCCUGAUCAGCUUUCGAUGCGGAGAAGCAGUGGCUCUACGUAGAGCUCCCCCCAGAUGACGGAGCUCCUCACCCUAUCUCUAAGGCUGAGUCCAGCCACCCUACGGAGGAAGCUCACUUCAUCCGCUUGUAUCUGGGAUUUCGUUUCCUUCCACGUCUCAUAACCGUAGGUCAGGGUUGGAAUAUAGACAGUAAAUCGAACGGAGGGAGCAGACGAACCCCCAGUGAGUUCGUCCGUCCCCGUUCCAUCCAACCAUCACUCGUGAACAAGACACGGCCAUUAUCAAACCAGCUUCUACUAAAUGUGCUUAGCCUUUGUGUGUCAGUUAAUAUCUCUUGGUUAUUAAACAUAUUCAUUGGUGGUAAUUAAUCAUUAUAAAGAUGUUCAUAUUUCUCUAAGAAUUUACUUGCAUUAGCUGCUGAAGGUUUUAAAUUACACCUUACUUCCAGUGGUUAAGGUUCUGAUCUACAUUUGGGCCAGCUGGCUGCCAUGAUGUAUAUGAGAUUAUGACUCAUUUCCAAACAGAAACUCCUGCCUGGCAGAAGAUGCUACAGUUCAAACCACUUAUUUAAAUAAAUAAACCAGCACAAACCCUUUUUAUUUCCUUCCGGUCUGACAUUUAAUGAGAAUAUUUCUUGAUUUUUAGGAUUAAUAAAGUCGCUAAAGGAUGAACUCAAAGGAUUUUUAAAGAUUUGUUUAAAGCUUGUUAGAAUUGCUCUUUAAGUUUCAAACAUUUUGGGUUUUCUUCCACAAUCUUCUCUCAGACGUUUGCUGAAGUUUUGGCCCAUUCCUCCGGACAGAACUGGUGUAACUGGGUAAGGUUUGUAGACCGCCUUGCUCACACACACCUUUUCAGCUCUGUUUAAAAAUGUUCUAUUGGACUUGGAUCAGAGCUUUGUGAUGGCCACUCCAGAACAUUGAUUUUGUUGAUUGUGUGGCAAUUUGUGACCAAUCAAUAAUUUGUGCCCAAACCUUAACUUCCUGGCGAGCGUCGUGAGACGUCUCUCUCCCUGAGAGCAUUUACUAACCGUAAUUUAACUUUAUUGGCCUGUUUUGGAGUAAUAUCUUCUUCCUCGCUGAGUGGCUCUUCAGCCCAUUUCAGUACAGGACUUGUUUCACUUGAUAUCUUCAGCAGCGUCUGCAAACCAGCUGGUUUCAUAAGAGCGAACUGGCCCAAAUGUGGAACAGAACCUAAAUAAAUGGAAAAUAAUCUAAAUGUAUUUUAAAUAAAUCAGGAAAAUGCUACCAUAAAGAGAAAUAAACCGAUGCACAAUAUAUAUAUUACAGAUAUAAAAAGGAAAUGGGGGGGGGGGGAGUCAGAAAUGGCAAGACGUUGGUCCAAAAACGGUGGUACAAGACGGUGAAGAUGGUGAACCGAGCCAGAGCCGAAUGUUCAGGUGGUCGGUAAGAUAAAAAAGCAGACGGCUCUUUUUUAUCUGCAGAGGUCGGAUAGGAAAGAACUGAAACUAAAAAGACUUGAAUGAUGUUCUGUGUUGUGCAACAAGCAGAACUGACUUUGAGUUGAAAGUUUCAACCGUCUCGUUGCAACCACCUCCAGCAGAACUUUCCUCUGGCAGAAGCAGAAACACAUUAUGCUAAUCCAACACUGGAACCAUGAAACUGGACCGAUAAAACAAAUGGCUGAAAGACAGGAGACCCUUAUCAGCUGUUUUUAUGAAAAAUAUACUAUUUUCUACAUAAAAACUAGUUAAUUUAGCAGCCAAAUGGCAGUUAUCGUAAAGGCUAACAGUGAAGGUGAAGAACUGGUUAACAUCACUGUACAAAGAAAGCUUUAAAACAGAAGUUUAUUUUCCCUCAGACUGGAAGAUAAACAGCUGCAGAAAUGUAAUGUUGACAUUCCUUUAUGAUGAUUCCUCGUGUUCGAUGUGCUGAUAAACAGACUGUUAAACUGAACAACCUGCAAAUAAACCGUGGCCUUCGGCCUUCCGGUUCAGCCGCUGAAUUUAGCCUCUUCGUUCUUCCAGACUCAUCAUUCAAACGAAAUGACAAUCGGAUGCAGUGAAGAUCGUCUUUAUUGGUGAACUUUCCGUUUGAAAACCGAGCUCGGGAUUUAAUUUGGAUCAGAUCACAUAGAAUCUGAUGGAGACCUCGCUUUCUGCUGGAAUCCGGUUAAAAAGGCGAGUCUGUUCAAUGUAUCCUGCUGUUUUUUAUGAGAAUAAACCGGAACAAACGGUCUGUGGUUCCAAAUCUGUGGUUUUGAAAUGAAAUAUACAAAAUCAAUGAUUCUGUGACCUGCAGAUCAUUUUUAUUUCUGUAAAAUGAUGUUUUUUCCUCUGUAAACUCUAACAUCCACUACAAGAAUAAAAAUAAACACAUUAAAACCUG
This is a messenger RNA of Girardinichthys multiradiatus, 6631 nucleotides long. RefSeq names its product p21 protein (Cdc42/Rac)-activated kinase 4 (gene pak4). Gene Ontology annotation, molecular function: ATP binding; protein serine/threonine kinase activity. Gene Ontology annotation, biological process: intracellular signal transduction; protein phosphorylation; regulation of MAPK cascade. Lineage: Eukaryota; Metazoa; Chordata; Actinopteri; Cyprinodontiformes; Goodeidae. Gene Ontology annotation, cellular component: cytoplasm. The record is from RefSeq and is a predicted model, not a curated record. The transcript is spliced from 11 exons. The coding region runs from base 418 to 2406 and encodes 662 amino acids.